Molecule: messenger RNA, 1083 nt
Organism: Mycena indigotica
Lineage: Eukaryota; Fungi; Basidiomycota; Agaricomycetes; Agaricales; Mycenaceae
Product: Palmitoyltransferase
Exons: 5
Coding region: 1-1083 (360 amino acids)
Biological process (GO): protein targeting to membrane; peptidyl-L-cysteine S-palmitoylation
Cellular component (GO): Golgi apparatus; endoplasmic reticulum
Molecular function (GO): protein-cysteine S-palmitoyltransferase activity
Source: RefSeq, a predicted model, not a curated record
AUGCAGAACCGUCGACUCGAAACGGGCCUUCAGCUUGGAGUGGCGACGCUUAUUCUCUCCAGCCUGUACUUGACUACCGUUGAGAUUGCAUGCAAUUGGUUGAUAGUGCACCAGCGUCGCAGAGUGCUUGGAGGGCUCUAUCUGGCUGUUGUCCCGAGUUCAAUACUGUUUAUGGGCCGACUCUACGUCUCUCUAGCCGUCGGUCGUAAGACGCAUAACGUGGCGCUCUAUCCAUUCCCGAAUAUCGAUGAAUUGAAGGAGCCCUACGAAUGCACUGACAGCGCUGGUGCCCUGGCGACUUGCCUCAAGUGUAAUGACGCGUGGAAGCCUCCACGCACUCACCACUGCUCAACCUGUGAUGUCUGUCGUCUACAAUUCGAUCACCACUGUCCUUGGGUGGGUGCGGCUUAUGAACUUGUUCAACCUUGCUCAAUCCUCCCCAAAAAGGUUGGCAACUGCGUUACGCUCGAUAGACUCGACAGCUUUCUCGCUCUUCUCCUCAUCGUGCCUUUUACAUACUCGAUCGCAGUCUUUCCCAUACGCACAAUCCUGACCACCUCAAUCAGACGCGGACUUGAUCUUUCUCAGAAAAACACGUGGUCCAGGUCGAUAUGGUGGGAUUGGUAUGGUUCAUGGAUUUUCUUUGGAGGUCCGUUGGGACGCUGGGUUUACGGAGCCGCACUAGGUGUCUAUCUGCUCAAGAAAGAGGAAACUUGCGAUCUACCUCUCGUUGGAUGUCCAAGUUUGCGCGUCCUGACGCUUGCCAUAUUCGGGUUCAUCUUCGCUUUAUUUUGCUCAAUCCUGGCUGCGUGGACUCUACACAACAUCCUUUAUGGAAUAACCACCUUGGAUUCUCUGCGGUCACGUUCCGACUUGACCCAACGCCUAGUCUGUGACCCACGUCAACACAAGGUCGUUUCUCUGCUUCCUCAAGAACGUCCCUAUGACCUGGGAUGGAGGAGGAAUAUAGCCCAAAUUUUCCAUCACAAUAACCCGAGGACUGGUUAUAAGUGGUCAUCCAUCAACCCCAGAGUCCUGGAUAGAAUGCGAACAUCCGAGGUAAUCGAAAGGCGUCGCGAUUGA